AUGGAAAGGAUUAAAUCUCUUUUUCAAAUAAAAAAAUCCAAUCGAAAUGUUCAACAUAUCAGAGAAGAAUAUUCAUUUAUUUCUCAACAUCAUCAUCAUCCAUCUAUAACAGAUCAAUUCCAUCUAUACGAAGAAAAUCCAAUAAAUAGAUCUUAUCCAAAUGAAAAUGUUAAAUGUCAAACUAAUUCUCAAUUAUAUUCAAAUUGUGAAUCAAAUCAAAUAAUUAUGAAUCAUAUUGAGAAAAUCAAAACAAAAUUUCAUCGUCCAACAAAUUCAUCAACUAUAGAAAAUGAUUCAUUGGUGUCAUGUGAAGAAAAUAAAAAAAGUAUUGAACAAGAAAAUGUUUAUCGCCAUAGUGUAUUAAUAACACAAAAACUUCAAUGUGAUGAAUAUCUUGUUUUACAACAUGUUGAAAAAUUAUUAAAUAAUUUAUCUUUAUCACAUAAUAGAUUUAAAGAUGAAACAUUUCCAGCAACAUCUCAAUCACUUUAUAUUAAUGGACAUUCACUUUCAAAAUCAACUUUAGCACUUUUACCUGAUCAACAAACAAAUUUAUCUUCAAAUCAUCAAAUUCAAUGGUUAAGACCUGAUCAAAUAAAUCCAUCAGAAUGGAAUCAAAAUUCAAUUAAUCAAUGGACUGUUUUUAGAAAUCCAAAACCAAAUGAUGUUGUUCAAGGAGCUUUAGGUGAUUGUUGGUUUAUUACUGCUUUAAGUGUUCUCGCUGAAGAAGCUGAAUAUUUAAUGAGAGUACUUAUUACGAAAGAAUAUAAUUCUCAAGGUCUUUAUUAUGUUCGUUUAUGUAAAGAUGGUGAAUGGACACAAGUUAGUGUUGAUGAUCGUCUUCCAUGUACACCAAGUAAAAGAUUAGCUUAUUCUCAAACACAUCGAAAACAACUUUGGGUUCCAUUAAUUGAAAAAGCUUUAGCAAAAUUAAAUGGAAGUUAUGAAGCAAUUAUUGCUGGUCGUUGUUGUGAAGGUUUAGCAACAGUGACAGGUUGUCCAUGUGAAACAUUAAUUCUUGGUCGAACAAAUAAUCCAGAUGAUAAAAAUGUUGAUUAUGAUAAAUUAUGGAUGAAAUUAUUUCAUGCACGUUCACAAAAAUUUCUUAUGUGUGCCAUGUGUAGUAAUAAACAAAUAACAAAACAAGAAUUUGAAAAUGUUGGUUUACUUAAUAUUCAUGCUUAUUCAUUACAAGAUGUUAAACAAUCCAAUGAUGGAAUACAUAAAUUAAUUAAAUUAAGAAAUCCAUGGGGUGGAACUUAUAGAUGGAAUGGUGAUUGGUCUGAUGAUUCAUCUUUAUGGAAUCAAAAUUUAGAUUUACGAAAAGAAUUAUUAAAAGAAAAACGAAGUAAACGUGAUGGAGUAUUUUGGAUGCCAUUUCAAUCAUUUGUCAAAUAUUUUGAAUGUGUUGAUAUAUGUAAAAUACGAUCAGAUUGGUAUGAAGUUCGUGAUUCAGCUAAUUUUUAUCCAGAAGAUGGAAUGAUGCAAGGUUAUUAUUUAACAAUUAAAACUAUUACUGAACUUGAUAUAACAUUACAUAGAAAAAUAAGUAAAAAUCUUCGUAUUCAACGAAGUGAAGUUAGUCUUUGUGUGGCAAUUGUUAAUAUUGAAGAACAAACAAAUAAAUAUUAUAGAAUUUAUUCAAUUCCUAUUUUAAGUCAACGUGGUCAACAUAAAUUUGUUUCAACAGAUGGUUAUCUUCAACCAGGAACUUAUAUGAUUUUACCAUUAUUAUAUAAUCCAAUUAAUAAACAAAUGGAUAAUACCGAAUUUAAUAUUGCUGUACAUAGUUCUCGUUCAAUUGAUCUUGAACGUAUUAAAAUUCCAUUGAGAGUUCAACGAGAAUUUUUAAUAAAACUUUGUAUAUUUUAUGGUGAACAAGUUUCAAUUGGAAAUCAAACAAAAACUGAAUGUGAUGAUGGUGUAAAAAUUUAUGAAUUAAAAAAAUAUUGGGAUGGACUUAUUUUACUUGUGGAAAAUCGAAAUUUAAAUAAAAAUGUUCAUUUUCAUUUUCGUUGUACUUUAUCACAAAAUGCAUUUAUGUCAAGAAAAGAUUCAAAUCAUCAAUUAUUUGAUGUUAUUCCAUCGAUGCAUAGACAAAUUAUUGUUACAAUUGCAAGAAAAAAUGCGUCACAUUCAUUUACUAUUGGACAUGAUUUUCAAUAUAAUCUUUCUUCACAAGAUUUUAUUAAAAAAUUCUCAAAUUAA
This is a messenger RNA of Adineta steineri, 2208 nucleotides long. The record is from the annotation of a GenBank genome assembly. Lineage: Eukaryota; Metazoa; Rotifera; Eurotatoria; Adinetida; Adinetidae.